GUGGGGAUGGGAGCGCUCGCCUCUCUCCUUCCCCUGUGUUGCUGUGGGACCUUCUGGGAAAGGAGGUGCGGGGCUCCAGGAAGCCAGUGCCCAGGGAGUGCUGUGCUGAGUCCAGGAGCCUGGCCAUGGCAGGGGUGGACAGAUCGUGGCAGAGGAGCCAGGGCGUCCCUUCCUCCAGAUUUAGCUAAAAGAAACGUGGAGCAUCCCAUCGCCCAUCCUCCCCACUCUCCAAUUCCGCUCCAGAGGCCCUUCCAGACUACCGGCCUCUACCCCUUUAAGCGCCGCCACUCCUCCCCCAAGAGCGGUGGCACCGAGGGAGUAGGGGUGGGGGGAGGCUGAGCGCUCUGGCUGGGACAGCUAGGGAAGAUGGCCCAGGCUGGGGAAGUCGCUCUCACGCCUCGCUGCCCCCUCCCCUGAGCCAGGUGAUUUGGGAGACCCCCUCUUUCCUUCUUUCCCUCCCGCCCCACGCGCGACCCGAGGAUGGCUCCGUGGUCUCAUGGGAACAGCUCUCUAGUCCCUUGGCCGGACGUCCCCACCCUGGCGCCCAAUACCGCCAACACCAGUGGGCUGCCAGGGGUGCCGUGGGCGGCGGCCCUGGCCGGGGCGCUGCUGGCGCUGGCGGUGCUGGCCACCGUGGGAGGCAAUCUGCUGGUCAUCGUGGCCAUCACCCGGACGCCGAGGCUCCAGACCAUGACCAACGUGUUCGUGACUUCGCUGGCCGCAGCCGACCUGGUGAUGGGACUCCUGGUGGUGCCGCCGGCGGCCACGUUGGUGCUGACUGGCCACUGGCCGUUGGGCGCCACUGGCUGCGAGCUGUGGACCUCGGUGGACGUGCUGUGUGUGACCGCCAGCAUCGAAACCCUGUGCGCCCUGGCCGUGGACCGCUACCUGGCUGUGACCAACCCGCUGCGUUACGGCGCACUGGUCACCAAGCGCCGCGCCAGGGCAGCCGUGGUCCUGGUGUGGGUCGUGUCGGCCGCGGUGUCGUUUGCGCCCAUCAUGAGCCAGUGGUGGCGCGUAGGGGCCGACGCCGAGGCGCAGCGCUGCCACUCCAACCCGCGCUGCUGUGCCUUCGCCUCCAACAUGCCCUAUGUGCUGCUGUCCUCCUCCGUCUCCUUCUACCUUCCUCUUCUCGUGAUGCUCUUCGUCUACGCGCGGGUUUUCGUGGUGGCUACGCGCCAGCUGCGCUUGCUGCGCGGGGAGCUCGGCCGCUUUCCGCCGGAGGAGUCUCCGCCCGCGCUGUCGCGCUCUCUGGCCCCGGCCCCGGCUGGGACGUGCGCUCCGCCUGAAGGGGUGCCCGCCUGCUGCCGCUGGCCCGCGCGCCUCCUGCCUCUCCGGGAACACCGGGCCCUGUGCACCUUGGGUCUCAUCAUGGGCACCUUCACUCUCUGCUGGUUGCCCUUCUUUCUGGCCAACGUGCUGCGCGCCCUCGGGGGCCCCUCUCUCGUCCCGGGCCCGGCUUUCCUUGCCCUGAACUGGCUAGGUUAUGCCAAUUCUGCCUUCAACCCGCUCAUCUACUGCCGCAGCCCGGACUUUCGCAGCGCCUUCCGCCGUCUUCUGUGCCACUGCGGCGGUCGCCUGCCUCGGGAGCCCCGCGCCGCCGCACCCGGCCUCAUCCCCUCUGGCGCCCCUGAGGCCCGGACCAGCCCCGCGCAGCCCAGGCUUUGCCAACGGUUCGACGGGGCUUCUUGGGAAGUUUCUUAGGCCUGAAGGACAAGAAGCAACACUCUGUUGAUCAGAACCUGUGGAACGCCUUGGGCCUCUGUUCAGAAUGAGUCCUGUGGGAUUCCUGGGCUGUGACAUUCUACCCUCUAGAACCUG
Molecule: messenger RNA, 1821 nt
Organism: Piliocolobus tephrosceles (Ugandan red Colobus)
Lineage: Eukaryota; Metazoa; Chordata; Mammalia; Primates; Cercopithecidae
Gene: ADRB3
Product: adrenoceptor beta 3
Biological process (GO): norepinephrine-epinephrine-mediated vasodilation involved in regulation of systemic arterial blood pressure; adenylate cyclase-activating adrenergic receptor signaling pathway; positive regulation of MAPK cascade
Cellular component (GO): plasma membrane
Molecular function (GO): beta3-adrenergic receptor activity; epinephrine binding
Source: RefSeq, a predicted model, not a curated record